Xenopus laevis (African clawed frog) is the source of this 3520-nucleotide messenger RNA. Its product is annotated as homeobox protein Meis2. The transcript has 13 exons. NCBI's taxonomy places the organism in Eukaryota, Metazoa, Chordata, Amphibia, Anura, Pipidae. The record is from RefSeq and is a predicted model, not a curated record. The coding region runs from base 1006 to 2208 and encodes 400 amino acids.
UAGUCUCUGCCUCCCUCCAUGUGUCUGUGCCGUACGACUGGCUCCCUCUACUUCCGGGUCCCGUCAUUUUCAUUCUCCCGCCGAUCAGCUCAACAAACUGAGUCUCUUGUAUAAGGCAGCAGCAGCCAACCUGCCAGCAGUCAGUCAUCUGCCAGAGACAGGCUGAAAUUCCCCACCUCAUCCUCCCAACUCAGCUCCACAUUCUCUGCACGCGGAAGCACUUUUGCUCUUUUGCUCUCAUUGCCUUUUGUAACCAGUUUUUUUUUAUAUAUUUAUUUGUGCUUUUUUUUUUUUUUUUUUUUACUAAAUUGGUUUCUCUUCAUCAUUUGGAUCUAGAAUUUUUUUUUUCCGCGUGUCACUGGGGGAAAAAAUAAAAAUAAAAGAGACAGAGAUCUGUAGGGAGCUGUCAAGAGGAGUUUACAGGAGAUAGGAGCAGCAGGGGAGACGCGUAAGGAAAGAGAGAGAGAGAGAGGGGUUGGAAGAUUUGCUGCUCAAUCGUAUCUUCAUCAAUAUCACCAUCAUCUUCCUCCUCCUCUCCUGCCACCAUCCCUCAUUCAACGCGCUGACAUGCUCUGCCUCUGAUUGACAUCUGAAGUGGCGGAGAGCCAUGACAGUCCUCACUCUGGGUACGUGUGGCUCUCUCCUCCAGGGCCGCCACUGACCCCCCAACUUGGAAUUUUUGGACACUUUAUUUCCUACUGAUCAUUUGAUUAAAAAAAAAAAACAAAAACAAAAAAAAAGGAAGAAAAAACUAAACACAAACAAGGACAACCAGGAGCCUUUACCCCACCCCCGCGCAUUGGCUUCUGAAUUAACAUGAUUAUUUGAUAGCAUUUUUUUUUAUCUUCUCGGAGCCGGCUAAAGAAUCUUUGUUGGAUUGCAGCAGGAACAAGAAAUAUUUUGGUUCUUACACCCCCUAGCCCCCCAUUGCUGGGACUGGCGAGGCUUUAUUCUGGGAGCAGGGGCCGAGGAGAUACCCUAGGGCUGCCGGACAGCUGUUUAUUGAUGGCGCAAAGGUACGAUGAGUUACCGCACUAUGGCAUGGACGGAGUGGGGGUGCCAACGUCAAUGUACGGCGACCCCCAUGCCCCUCGCCCUAUCCCACCGGUACACCAUUUAAACCACGGACCCCCCCUCCAUGCCAGCCAGCACUAUGGAACACAUGCCCCCCACCCAAAUGUUAUGCCCACAAGCAUGGGAUCUGCUGUGAAUGAUGCCCUAAAGCGGGACAAAGAUGCCAUUUACGGACACCCUCUUUUCCCCCUGCUAGCUCUGGUUUUUGAGAAAUGUGAACUGGCGACGUGUACCCCGCGGGAGCCGGGAGUCGCGGGAGGGGAUGUGUGUUCGUCGGACUCCUUUAAUGAAGAUAUCGCUGUGUUCGCCAAACAGGUCCGAGCGGAGAAACCACUAUUUUCUUCAAACCCGGAGUUGGAUAAUUUGAUGAUUCAGGCGAUCCAGGUCUUGCGGUUUCACCUCUUGGAAUUAGAAAAGGUCCAUGAACUGUGUGAUAAUUUCUGCCAUCGAUACAUCAGCUGUUUGAAAGGAAAAAUGCCCAUAGAUCUAGUGAUUGAUGAAAGGGACGGAAGCUCCAAAUCUGACCACGAAGAACUCUCGGGGUCCUCCACAAACCUUGCUGACCAUAAUCCUGCCUCGUGGCGAGAUCAUGAUGAUGCGGUUUCCACGCAUUCUGCAGGUACCCCAGGUCCCUCAAGUGGUGGUCAUGCUUCCCAAAGUGGAGACAACAGCAGUGAACAAGGUGAUGUGUUGGAUAACAGUGUUGCUUCUCCUGGCACAGGGGAUGAUGAUGACCCAGACAAGGACAAAAAGCGGCAAAAGAAACGGGGCAUUUUCCCAAAAGUAGCUACAAACAUUAUGAGGGCGUGGCUUUUCCAGCAUCUCACGCAUCCAUACCCCUCAGAAGAACAGAAGAAGCAGUUAGCACAGGACACAGGGCUGACUAUUUUGCAAGUUAACAACUGGUUUAUCAAUGCCAGAAGGCGAAUAGUACAACCUAUGAUCGACCAGUCAAAUCGAGCAGGUUUUCUUCUUGAUCCUUCAGUGAGCCAAGGAGCAGCAUAUAGUCCAGAGGGCCAGCCAAUGGGAAGCUUUGUUUUGGACGGGCAGCAACACAUGGGAAUCAGGCCAGCAGGCCCUAUGAGUGGAAUGGGCAUGAACAUGGGCAUGGACGGGCAGUGGCACUAUAUGUAACACUUGUUUUGCUGCGCAAUCACGGGGAAAUCUACGGGGCGUGCCAGGGGACUGUCUUUCUCAGGGUGGUCCUAUGGGUAUCUGAUUGGUACACACACAUCUCCCCAGUUGCCGUCAACCCCCUCCUCAAGACAUGGACCACCAGUGCCCUCCAUAUGCCAAGUCACCCUGUCACUAGCCAUUUGUACCCAGAGAGGAUUUGCUCCAGCAGGAUGGCCAUGUCAGCACAAGCACCAAUCCUAUUGGCCCAAGCCCUUGGCAUCAUAUCCAGGACAAGGAUUCCGCCCUGUUAAAAGGAACCUCGAGGGGGGGAAAAAAAAUGUUAUUUAUGACUUCGGAACCUUGACCAGUUUUACAAGAAAAUUAAAUUCCAGACAGCUGUGAUUUUUUUUUUUUUAAAACAAAAAACAAAAAGUCAUUUUUUCAUCCUCAACAAAGGACCAAGAACACAAAAUGUGAAGUUGUGGGUUCCCCUUUAAAGCCCAUUUGAAACCAGACCACCAACCCCCCCCAACAAGCCCCUCCCCCCCUGUGGAAAUCAGAAAGACUCAGAGAUAUAAUAACUACUGUAGGAUAAAUCAUAGGAACUAAGUUAACUUGUACAUUUCUGUUGAUUGAAAUAGUUUUAGAAGAAACAAACGAAAAAAAAAAAAGAUAUCUUUGUUUUUUCCACACUAUGUGUGUUGUUUCCAAAAGAAUGACUGUCUUGGCUCAGCCGAACCCCCCCUCCUUUCCCCAGUGGAACUGACUAUUUCCACUAGUGACCAGUGCAACCAGGGAGAGUCCAGCUUGAAACAUGGGGUCCUUGAGUGUAACCCCCAGUCUCCAGCACUACAGGACAUGCCACUGGGACUCUACCAGAGACACUGCCUCUCCUGCAAUCUGGUCUUUGCACCAAAUGACUUUAUUGUAAACUCAAAGAUUGGAGAACGGAAGCGACUGACACGUGUGAGUGCGACAGAGUGCGACAGAGUGCGACAGAGAAUACUGUAACAAAGAUUCGUUCAGAGUUCGUUCUAUUAAUGUUUCAUGUUAGAUAUUUCUAUGUGUUACCUCAAUUGAAAAACAAAAAAAAAAACAAAAAAACCGAGAAUGUUCUCCUAGUACAACCUGCUGUGGGAUUGGUAUUGUAUGUCCAUGGAUAAUUUCUUUCUCAGCACGUGUUCCUCAUUAGAGAAAAAAAAAUGCUGUUCCCUUAAGCUUUGUCACAUUUACAUUCAAUACUUGUAUGAGGACUGUGAGUUUAUGUUUAAAGAAAAAAAAAGAAAAAAAAAAAGUGUUAAAAAUUCGGUAAUAAAUAUUUCAUUUUGGA